Cucurbita pepo subsp. pepo (vegetable marrow) is the source of this 1631-nucleotide messenger RNA. RefSeq names its product serine/arginine-rich splicing factor. Gene Ontology annotation, biological process: alternative mRNA splicing, via spliceosome. Gene Ontology annotation, cellular component: nucleus; cytoplasm. NCBI's taxonomy places the organism in Eukaryota, Viridiplantae, Streptophyta, Magnoliopsida, Cucurbitales, Cucurbitaceae. The record is from RefSeq and is a predicted model, not a curated record.
AAUUGCAGGAUCCAAUUCCUUAUUGGACUUUUACCAAUUAAUUUCGAGCAAGUCGAACGGGCCAUGAACUGAAAUCAGAUUAAGGAGUAAAGCUUCGUCGGAAAUGGAACAACGACUUGACGGUCUCCGACCAGUUUCGUCGAUCGUCAUUCAGUCUUAUUCGCACUGGUUACUGCUCCCAAUUCUGUAGCGUUUCACAUCCUCAAAAGCAGAAACCGAAUUUAGAGCUGAAAUGGAGGAAUCGAAAGCGGCGGCGUACUACGAGGAGCUCACUCGUAAAGGAGAAGGAGCGGCAAGGUUCAAACGAGGCCUUGGUUUUUCCUCCUCCGACUCCAAUACUGACGUGGUCUCCGCGUCCAAGGGCUCCGCUCUGCCUUCGUCGUCGUCCUUUCUCAGUUCUUUUGUUAAAGCCUCAAGCCCUUCCAAGGCCUCCGAGUUUGAGAAGCAAGCGCAGCUGGAGGCCAUUCAGAACAAGCUCAAGAAGAAGAAACCAAGCUCUCCCGAUGUGGAUGAGAGGCGCCCUAGGGCUUUGGAGAGAGAUCGUCGGAAAUCGAGCCCUAGACGAAGGUCUUUGAGUAAAGAGAGGGAGAGACACUCGCAUUCGAGGAGGCGGAGUACGAGUAGAGAUAGGGAGAGACAUUCAAGGCGGCGAAGUAGAAGCCGAGAUAGGUACGGGGAUAAGUAUAGGGAUAAGGGUAGGGAGAGGAGUGAUUCAGACAGGGACAGACGUCGUCGACGGAGUAGAAGCUCGUCGCGAGAGAGGAAGAGAUCGGACGACAAUAGAAGUAAAGGAGGGGAAAAACAGAAAGACCAUAAAGUUGAUAGAAGGAAGACUGAAAAUGUUGAUUAUUCAAGAUUAAUCGAAGGAUAUGACAAGAUGUCUCCAGCUGAAAGAGUCAAAGCAAAGAUGAAACUACAACUUGCUGAAACUGCUAGAUUGGAUGAUACAAAAGGCACAGGCCCAGGUUGGGAAAGGUUCGAGUUCGAUAAGGAUGCUCCACUUGAUGAUGAAGAAAUUGAAGCUGCAGAAGAUGAUGCAACAUUAGUAAAGCAUAUUGGACAAAGCUUUCGAUUCUCUGCUAUUGAGGCUAGAAAAGAAGAGCAAAUCAAAGCUGCUCACGACGAGGCCAUGUUUGGAGCACCAGUGGGACAACUAUUAAGUACAACCGAUAACGAGGUCGAGCUGGAGAACGAAAAGUCCAAGGAAUCAAGUGAUGGCGGUGUGGCAACAAAUCUAUUGAGUGAGAAGAUAAUUGCAAAACAACAAGGUUCUUGGCGUGACCGUGCUCGUAAAGGUUCCUAAACUGCAUCAAAAAUGUAUUGCCAAUUGCUGAUGAUGAUAGUCGGUAAGAACUACACCAAGGAACUGCAAUGGCCAUCUUGAUUCACCAAUUACUUUACUCGCAAUGGGUCUUUGGCUCCUGAUAAUUACAGACACCCAGAACAUCAGUAUCAAGUCUGCCCGUAUCCAACGUUGGAAAAGUGUACUUUUUGUAGUAAGUUUUAAAAGAUGAAUUUUUUUAGUUCAUCCUGUAACUUUUGAUCGAGAUCGAGAGUAUCUACUUUGUGUCAUUUGUGAUAUGCUCGUAUUAGCAAAUAAAUGAUAUUAGUUCUAGUAGACUUUAUAUCGG